Colletotrichum truncatum is the source of this 879-nucleotide messenger RNA. NCBI's taxonomy places the organism in Eukaryota, Fungi, Ascomycota, Sordariomycetes, Glomerellales, Glomerellaceae. The record is from RefSeq and is a predicted model, not a curated record.
AUGCGGCGCUACAAGCCAAGGAAUCAGAUGUGGCACUGGUGCGUUGCGGUGGAUAUUCGGAAGGUGGGUCUAAUCCAGGCGGAAGUUCCGAACACCACGUCAUUCCGGCCGGAACGGCAUGGAUCAGAGCUCACCGGCCAGUUUGAGACAAGCAACAAGACCAUCGAACUACUUCUCACAAAGCAACCACACUUGACUACAUUAUCCACCUUGGAAUAUCAUCAAAACGCACACUCCGACGUAAUGGCUGGUGUCAAAGGCUACUCCGUGGGAGACAUUCAGGCUCAAGCGGCUUUUACUUCUGAAAUCGAAAUCAACGGACAUCCAUCUCUCCAGGACUUUGUUAACUUUCAAGAUGUUCAUCGCAAGGUUAUGGACGCUCGCCCAGGGAUGUAUCUGAAAUAUCUUCCUCACCAAUUCGAUGUUGUGAAUGGCCAACUGCGAACCGGCGGAGCCUACCUAUUCGAUACGCAUGAGAAUGCGGCUGACUACUGGGACUGGACUACCAACAUCUUCGAAGUUGACGAGCCCAAAGUCAAGUUCUGGAGCCAGCCUUUAUUCAAAGCCUCAAAGCGUUUCAUUUGGCAAGUCAUCGGAGCCACCAACUUCGGGCCGGUCGAGUAUCACGCUGUCGGCAGAUUCCAGCGCUGGACCUACGAUGGGGCCAACGUUGAGAAAGAGCUGCAACGUAUCUACCCAGAGCUUAAGAGGAAGGCCGAGGAGCAGGGAGCACUCGCGUUUUGGCUCUUGCAUCACCCCGAGGAGAAACAGAUUGGUAUACAACUUGCAUUCGGCAAGAUGGAAGGGACCGACCCUCUGACAGUUGGCCUGCUCGGUGUCUCCGAUGAGGAAAUUGGAGGCGUUCCCAAUCCAUUCUAA